AUGUCCUUCACGGUGAUCUACAAGCUGGGUACCCAGAAGACUCCCUUCACCGUCGAUGAUGUCGCACUCCAAGCAGGUGCUGCCACCGGUAUAUCACGGACUUUGCAGGCCCGUAUGGCUCAGAAUACAUCAACGUCGCUUGCUAUUGAGCCUAUGGCAGUGGAUACUUGCAUCAUGACGACAGCCGCCUUCACUUCUUCAGAAUCACACACAGCCCGUCAGCGACAAGCCAGCGCGCACAAAAGCAAGGCCUUCGUGACUUUGAUCUCCUCCUCCGACUCUAUAAGCGCAGCCAGCACGGAGCCAACGACCCCUGGAUCCACCAAGCCAGCGACUUGGGGCGAUGACGUGAUGUACUCUUUGGGCCAUUUCACCGCCGGCAUCAUGAGCUUUAUAGCGGGAUGGGUCAGCCCCGUCGAGGCCAAACUCCCAUCAGACAACGAAUUCAGCAACUUUAUGACGGGAGUGGCGGUCCUUAGUGCCGGCGCCUUGUACAUGGCCGAUUCUUUUGCUUCCAAAGACCCCGUCAAAAGCGAGUUCUGGGACUUCUGGUCGAAAUCGAUCACCAUCAUCACGUUGGGUAACAUUGUGGUCUUCAAUGAUAUCGCGCAGGGUCGCCUCAUACCGACCGGCCACUGCCUGCUUGUCGAAGACUCUCGUUCUAUGGGGGCCAAGAUCGAUAGCAUCCUCGUCAUUCCAUCGGCUCUCAUCACGCCUGAGCAUGUCAGCGAGCUCUUCGGCGCUGAAUCGAGUGUGGAUAAGGUAGUGGCCUUCGUGGGCGAGCUUUCCAACUUAGCUUCCUAUGUUGCGCGAACGAGUUACUCUAAUAGUGAUCAACUUGGGAGACACACCAGCUGCAGCCGAUGCGGUUGA
This is a messenger RNA of Colletotrichum fioriniae, 873 nucleotides long. NCBI's taxonomy places the organism in Eukaryota, Fungi, Ascomycota, Sordariomycetes, Glomerellales, Glomerellaceae. The record is from RefSeq and is a predicted model, not a curated record.